UCUCUAGCAGUAGCUGAGGCAACAACGCUCCCCUCCCGCGAUGUCGUUCGCCUACUCCAAGAACUUCCUGCGGCGCUUCUGUGUCGAGGAUUUCCAGACCGGGGCCGAAGGAACCAGCAGUAGCUUCUUCUCCAGCCAUCUCAUUCCCUCCCUCGGGGCGAGGAUCAAUCAAACGACGAGGCUUAGGAAGCACAUCAUCUCCCCUUUCAGUCCCCGGUAUAGGGCAUGGGAGAUGUUUCUGAUUCUCCUGGUCGUCUACUCCGCGUGGAUCUCCCCGUUCGAGUUUGCAUUCCUGCCCUACAAGCAAGAUGCCAUGUUCGUUGUGGACAACAUUGUCAAUGCCUUCUUUGCUGUCGACAUCGUCCUCACCUUCUUCGUGGCCUACAUGGAUAGCCAGUCGUAUCUUCUGGUCGACGAUCACAAGAAGAUAGCGUUGAGGUAUGUAUCGACCUGGUUCGGUUUUGAUCUCUGCUCGACAGUGCCGUUUCAAGCUCUCAGCAUACUCUUCACAGAUCAUAGCGGCGGAUUAGGCUUCAAAUUGCUCAGCAUGCUCCGGUUGUGGCGUCUCAGACGGGUCAGCUCCCUCUUUGCAAGGCUCGAGAAGGACACCCGGUUCAACUAUUUCUGGACUCGCUGUACCAAGCUCGUGUCGGUUACUCUGUUCGCGGUGCACACUGCCGGCUGCUUCAACUACAUGAUUGCUGACAGGUAUCCCGACCCGCAGAAGACGUGGAUCGGCGCGGUCUAUCCAGAUUUCAAACGGUUAAGCCUCUGGGACAGAUACAUAACCGCAAUGUAUUGGUCUAUCGUGACUCUAACUACGACAGGUUACGGGGACUUACACGCGGAGAACCCGAGAGAGAUGCUGUUUGGAGUCUGCUACAUGCUGUUCAACCUCGGACUGACAGCAUACAUCAUAGGAAACAUGACAAACCUCGUCGUGCACUGGACCAGCCGCACGAGAACCUUUAGAGACUCUAUCCGUGCUGCUUCGGAGUUUGCAAAGAGGAAUCAGCUGCCCCCGCAGAUUGAAGACCAGCUCCUGUCACAUAUAUGUCUCAAGUUCAAGACGGAAGGGUUGAAACAGCAGGAGACGAUGAAUGGCCUGCCUAAGGCCAUUCGUUCCAGCAUUGCGCAUUAUCUGUUUUACCCUGUUGUUCAAAAUGUCCGUCUAUUCCAUGGGGUUUCACAGGAGUUUCUUCUCCAACUGGUACCGGAGAUGGAGGCCGAGUACUACCCUCCAAGGGAAGACGUUAUUCUGCAAAACGAGGCUCCAACAGAUGUAUAUAUACUGGUCACCGGAUCAGUGAAAUUGGCUGUCAAAAUCAACGGACAGGAUCAUGUAGUCGGAAAGGCUUCUGCAGGGGAUAUUUUCGGGGAGGUAGGGGUCUUAUGUGGAAAGCCACAGCCGUUUGGUGUUCGAACGACAGAAGUCUCUCAGAUACUACGGCUGAACAGAAGCACGUUUCUCAACAUUCUUCAUGCUUAUUCAGAAGACGAACGCGUUGUUAUGAACAAUCUUUUCAUGAAAAUGAAAGCAUGCGGAAGCUUCAACGUAGAGGGCCAGCAUACAGUAGAUAUCCAGAAUUCAAGUUGUACGACAGCACAUCAAAAAGAGAGUAACGAUACCAAAGGAAGCAAAGCUGAAGUGGGUUCUUCUACAGAGGACGGCCAAACAUCUCUCAACGUUGCUAUUCGACAGGGUCAUAUAGAGAUGGUCCAUUUUCUGCUGGAAAGAGGUGCAAAUGUGAACAUACCGGAUGCGAGAGGUUGGACACCAAAGGCAUUAGCAGAAAUGCAAGCAGAUAGAGGCAUAUACAACCUUAUACUGAAUUAUGAAAAUAAAAAGAAACCUGAUGGGAGCAUCAAUGACGCUGCCAAUCAUGCACGUGUCAACUCGAGCAUUUCCACGAAUCCAACUCGUGCAGAAGCAGUAAGCCAGGAGAAGAAGAGAGUCACCAUUCACAUGAAGUCUGAAAAUAGUAAACAUUUGGAAAAGAAGCUCCCAAAGCUAAUAGUCCUACCUGAUUCAAUAGAAGAUCUACUCAAAAUAGCAGGUAAAAAAUUCGGAGAUGACAGCCUCACAAGCAUAGUAAAUGCAGAAAAUGCAGAGAUAGACGACAUAAAUGUCGUGCGAGAUGGUGACCAUUUGUUUUUCGUAUCAAGCCAGAGCAAAGAUCAAGCAUAAUGUGAGCUAACAACCACAAUGACUAUAACCACAUGUGUAGGGCAAAGCCAAUUCAAAGAAAUAAUAGUAUACAGACAUUUUAACACUGACCGAUCGAUUCAUGAGUUCUUGAUGCUAAAAACAAUGGUAGAAGUAACUGUAUGAUCAUUACAUGGUUGACUUAUAACCUCACUGCAUAUGUAAAUUCUGACUGUGUGUAUAACUCAACAUCAACUAGUGAAACUUCCGGCGGGACUUUUACCUAUCCAUAGGAUGUGAGUCUCAGUAUAUAAAGUUCCUUCCAUAAAA
Messenger RNA from Salvia splendens (bonfire salvia), 2476 nucleotides. Its product is annotated as potassium channel KAT3. Gene Ontology annotation, biological process: transmembrane transport; potassium ion transport. Gene Ontology annotation, molecular function: protein binding; voltage-gated potassium channel activity. NCBI's taxonomy places the organism in Eukaryota, Viridiplantae, Streptophyta, Magnoliopsida, Lamiales, Lamiaceae. Bases 41 to 2188 code for a protein of 715 amino acids. Gene Ontology annotation, cellular component: membrane. The transcript has 11 exons. The record is from RefSeq and is a predicted model, not a curated record.